AUGGCUGCUGCACAAGAGGUUUCCCAAGCCCAUGUGGCUAGUGGUGAAGAAGGCAUCAAGGAUCCGGUCAACAAUCUGGCUGGCGCUGCUGAUCCCGAUGCAGACGCUGAACCUGACAAUGCUUCUGAAGCCUUAAUAAACUUAACUAUUGCAUUUCCUGAUCCAAAUGCCAAGAAGAUGCAAAUCAUGGUCUCGUCUCAGGAGCAGGUUCACGAAGUUCGACAAUCCAUUAUCGACUUACCUGCGGCAUUUCGCUACACCUGUUUUCAUCUCGAGUAUCGCGGUAGCAAAGUCAACGAUUUCAUCCCAAUUGCAGAAAUUCCCGACCUUGAUUCCGAACCCGAGUUCCGAUUAAUAGAAGACCCCUAUACAGAAAAGGAAGCACGAAUCCAUCUUGUGAGAAUUCGGGAGCUCAUUGGUGCUGCGGGAGACCGGGCGGACAUCUACCAAGGAGUUUUGCCUGGGCUUUCUCUGUUUGAAAGCGUUUCUCGACAGCUGCAGGCGAAUGCUGACACCGUUCAAGAGGCUUCGCCUUUGAAAGACUACGAUUUCCAGUCGGCUGCGUCCUUGAAUAACCUCGUGCCCAACUCAUUUGAGCCGGGGCCAAAAACUGUCAAAUCCGUUGCUCUUUCGUCGUGGAAUCCUCCACCAUGUCACCUGAGACAACGUGGCCACCUCUUGUACGUUGUUGUCACUACAAAUGAGGGAGAGCAAUUCCAGAUAACGUCUCAUGUGUCGGGUUUCUUCGUGAACAAGUCGUCAAACGCCAAGUUUGACCCGUUUCCGCGGGCAGCACCGAAAGGACACUCCGCGCACUCUCUUCUAGAACUUAUUUCCCUUAUUUCUCCUUCUUUUGCUGAGGCAUUCCAACAAUUGCAGGAGUAUAAUAAUCAACGAGACCCUCUGGCGACGUUCCAAAUAACUAAUGCUAUCCCAUCAGCACCAUGGGCAGUGCCUUCUCCGGCCUCAACUAUUUGUGCCCAUGUCGCGGACCCCACUCGCCCACAAGAAACCUUGCUGCUCUCAGGAGUUGAGAAUACAGACACGUUGCGUGACUGGAACGAAGAGUUCCAGUCUGCUAAAGAACUGCCCAAGGAGACGGUGCAAGACCGAGUGUUCCGUGAAAGAUUGAUGUCGAAGCUUUUCGCGGAUUACAAUGACGCUGCCACUAGAGGCGCUGUGAUGGUAGCCAGGGGGGAAAUUGCACCGCUGAACCCUACCGAAGAUAGAGAGGCUCAGAUAUUUGUGUACAACAAUAUCUUCUUUUCCUUUGGGGCUGACGGUGUUGGGACAUUUACGUCUGAGGGUGGCGAUGAGGCCGCCAGAGUCGCGACCGGAAAAGACGUUUCUGGUGUGAGACUUGUCAAUCAGCUUGAUAUCGAUGGUUUAUUUGCUCCGGCUACCGUUGUUGUCGACUACUUAGGUAAGCGAAUUGUUGGCCAGAGUAUUGUGCCUGGUAUUUUCAAACAACGUGAGCCGGGAGAAAAUCAGAUCGACUAUGGUGCAGUUGAUGGCAAGGACAUUGUUGCAGCUGAUGAGCGAUUUGCUGCGCCAUUUGCACAGCUGUCAAAAUCACUCAAGGUUAAAAAGCAUCCAGUCUGGGAUAAGGACGGGAAUCGCUUCGACCUGGAAGCCAGUAUCGAGACAAAGGGCCUUAUGGGAACUGAUGGACGAAAGUAUGUCUUGGAUCUUUAUCGAAUCACGCCUUAUGAUAUCAACUGGCUUGAGGAAUCGAGGCCAAAAUCUGAGGAGGGUCAUUCAACGACUUAUCCACAUCGUAUGACCGUUCUUCGUCCUGAGCUUGUUGACUCCUUCGCUCGCUUCAAAAUGAAGCAAUGGGUUGAUACUGAGCUUGCUCGCCACAGCCAAGAGAAGGCAGGGGAAAUCACUGAUGAGGCCAACGGUGAUACCAAGGGAGCUUCCGGUGAAGAACUUUCCAAAGCACAACUCGAUCUCUCUGACUUCAAAUUUUCGCUCAAUCCAGAUGCUUUCAGCGGCCAAACGCCUCAGUCAGAUGGGGAGAAGGUGCAACUAGAGGAAGACGAGAAAGAGGUGCGGGAAGCCGGAAACUUUUUACGAAACCACGUCAUUCCUGAUCUAUUACGAGAGCUCUCCGACUCUGACAUUAGCUUCCCCAUGGACGGCCAGUCACUAAGUCGAUUACUGCAUAAGCGAGGCAUUAAUGUUCGGUAUCUCGGAACCGUAGCAUCUCAGGCCAAGGGGGAGAGACUACGUUGUCUCCGGGAAAUUUGCAUUCAGGACAUGAUAGCGCGUUCGUUCAAGCAUGUCGCCUCGAUUUAUUUGCGAGCCCUCCCCGUUCCUUUCACCACAGCCUGUAUAUCACACCUUCUGAAUUGUUUGCUUGGGUAUGAGUUUAAUGCGAAGCCCAAAGCGGAAGUUGACCUCUUGUUCAAAUCUCUGUAUCCCGACGCAGACUUGUCUUUUGAGCUGGUUACUCCUGAAAGCCUUCGGGCCAGCAUAGAACAGCAAGUGCUUAAGCGCUUCAGAUACAAGUUGGAGAAGAAUUGGUUCGAUACAAAGCGCAAGGUUCAGUUAUUACGUGAGCUCUGCCUGAAGCUUGGUAUUCAGGUACAGGCAAAGGACUACACUUUCGACCAGGGGGCGCCGCUCGCGCCACAAAAUGUGGACAGCGCUUCAAGCCAGACAAACGGACAGCAAAAUGGAGAGUCGAAGGAUAAGAAGAAGAAGAAGAAGGGCCGGGAAGCAUCACCUGUUACAGCUGCACCUGCGGCUUUGAAUUUGACAUUUUCUCCUGACGACGUGGUUGAUGUCGUCCCCAUUGUCAAGCACUCUGCGCCCCGAAGCGCAUUAGCAGAGGAAGCACUCGAAGCUGGACGUCUCUCUAUAAUUCAAAAUCAGAAAAAGUUGGGUCAAGAACUUCUUCUUGAGUCGCUGUCACUUCAUGAGCAGAUUUACGGCAUUCUUCACCCGGAAGUUGCCAGGGUAUACAACAGCUUGUCGAUGUUGUACUACCAGCUGGAUGAUAAGGAGGCGGCUGUAGAGUUGGCAAGAAAGGCUAUUGUCGUCGCUGAACGAACUGUUGGACUUGACUCUGCUGAGACACUGCUCAACUAUCUUAACUUGAGUCUGUUUUUGCAUCAAGUGGGAGAUAGCCGGGGAGCCUUGGUUUACUCGAAACACGCGUUGAUGCUUUGGAAAAUCAUCUAUGGACCCGGCCACCCUGACUCCAUCACAACAAUCAACAACGCGGCGGUUAUGCUUCAACAUUUGAAGCAAUAUCAUGAGUCAAGACUUUGGUUUGAAGAGUCGCUUCGUGUGUGUGAAUCUGUGUUUGGCAAACAAUCGAUCAACUCGGCCACGUUGUUAUUCCAGCUGGCACAAGCUCUUGCUUUAGACCACGACUCAAAAGGCGCGGUGAACCGCAUGCGUGAGUCGUACAAUAUCUUCCUCAACGAACUUGGACCAGAGGAUAAGAACACGAAAGAGGCUGAAAGCUGGCUCGAGCAGCUGACCCAGAAUGCCGUAUCAAUCGCCAAGCAUGCCAAGGACGUCGAAUCCCGACGUUUUCGAUCUGGUAUACGCUUUCCAGCUACUGUGCCUCCCGCCCAACAACAGGUCCCUGGGUCACAGCGUCUGGCUCAGUCGUCACAAAUCGAUUCACGAAGUAUAGAUGAACUCAUCAAAUUCAUCGAAGGAGGGGAACAAAAGUCCAAAUCCUCCAAGAAACAGCCUGGUCGAGGAAACCCAAAGCGGAGGGGCCAGUCCUCCACCACCUAG
This is a messenger RNA of Pochonia chlamydosporia 170, 3759 nucleotides long. RefSeq names its product TIF31 protein. Gene Ontology annotation, biological process: intracellular distribution of mitochondria. Gene Ontology annotation, cellular component: cytoplasm. The transcript has 4 exons. Lineage: Eukaryota; Fungi; Ascomycota; Sordariomycetes; Hypocreales; Clavicipitaceae. Gene Ontology annotation, molecular function: protein binding; mRNA binding. The coding region runs from base 1 to 3759 and encodes 1252 amino acids. The record is from RefSeq and is a predicted model, not a curated record.